Messenger RNA from Cladophialophora psammophila CBS 110553, 525 nucleotides. RefSeq lists its product as uncharacterized. The coding region runs from base 1 to 525 and encodes 174 amino acids. The record is from RefSeq and is a predicted model, not a curated record. The transcript has a single exon. NCBI's taxonomy places the organism in Eukaryota, Fungi, Ascomycota, Eurotiomycetes, Chaetothyriales, Herpotrichiellaceae.
AUGUCGGGCCCCUACGAUCAACAUCUCGCCUUCUCCCAAAACUACGACUAUAACAACCAAUACCACAGCCAGAGUUCCUACCCCAGCGAAGGCUUCUCUGGAUCAUAUCAACCUCAAGCAUAUCACCACCCUCAAAAUUACUACCCCGACACCCGCGGCUCUUCCUACGCCGACAACUCCCAUCAACAAGGCGGCUCCAACACAGCGUACUACAACAACAGCACCAACCCGCAAGGCCCUGAAGCAGAUCGCGGACUUCUUGGCGCCGCAGCCGGUGGCGCCGCAGGUGCCUUCGGUGGCCACAAGGUCGGUCAUGGUGUGUUGGGUGCCUUGGGCGGAGCCAUUCUCGGUUCCUUGACCGAAGACUACGCAAAGAAGCACAAGAAACACGGAAACAAGCCGGGCAAACAUAACAAACACGGUCACGGUUAUCGCGAUAAUGGCAGUGAUGCGAGCACCAACGGCCAGAACUUUGCCUCUGGUGGUCUCGGGUCCGUGGCAAGCAGCUUCUUCAACAAGAAAUAA